CUCAUUGGCCAAGGCCUUCUUUUUGGGCGUCGCUUUCAAAUUCUGCUCCCCACUUACUCUUCGGCGUCAACUCAACGACUUCCUCACGGCGCACAACUUGCUCAGAGCUUGAGAUCCAUCGCAGGAAGGCCAUGGCUGAGGCGCUUCUUCACUGUGUGGUGCGCGGGGUGGCUAACAAGGCUGCCGACGCGCUCGUGCAGACCGUAACCGGCAUGUGUGGAGUCGACGCCGACCGUCACAAGCUGGAGCGCCAGUUGCUGGCCGUCCAAUGCAAGCUGGCCGACGCCGAGGCAAAGAGCAAGACGAACCAGUAUGUGAAGAGGUGGAUGAAAGACUUCAGGACCGUCGCCUACCAGGCUGACGACGUUCUGGAUGGCUUUUUGUAUGAAGCACUGCGCCGUCAGAUUCAGAUCGGUGAUUCCAAGACACGCAAGGUACUGAGCCACUUCACAUCCCACUGUCCACUAGCUUUCCGUUAUACCAUGAGCAGAAAGCUGAACAACGUCCUUGAGAAGAUCAAUGAACUUGUCGAGGAGAUGAACAAGUUUGGCCUGGAGAGCCAAGCGGAGGCGCCGCGGGUUCUCUAUCCACAAACGCACUCAGGACUGGACAUGGAUACAGAGCCCGUCGGUAGAGAGGACGACAAGGGGGUGGUGAUAAGGCUGCUACUAGAGCAGGAAGACCAGCAAAAGGUUCAGGUGUUGCCCAUAUUUGGGAUGGGCGGUUUGGGCAAGACUACACUUGCCAAGAUGGUGUAUAAUGACUGCAAAAUUCAGCAACAUUUCCAGUUAAGGAUGUGGCACUGUGCGUCAGGCAACUUUGAAGCAAUUGCCCUUGUGAAAUCCAUCAUUGAAUUGGCUACCAAGGAAAUAUGUGACCUGCCACACACAAUGGAGCUUUUGCGAGGCCGACUUCAGCAAGUCAUAGGUUGGAAAAGGUUUCUACUUGUUGUCGAUGAUGUGUUGGGUGAAGUACAACAAAUUUGGGAAGAUAGCCUGAAACCAUUGUUGUGUGCAGUUGCUGGUCCUGGUAGUGUUAUACUUGUCACAACUCGGAGCCAGCGAAUAGCAACUAUGAUGUGUACCCUGCAACCCCACGAGCUCACAUGUUUGAGUGAAGAACAUUCGUGGGAACUGUUCUCAGAGAAAGCAUUUAGCAAAGAUGUACGUCCGCAAGCAGAACUAAUCACUAUCGGGAAAGACAUUGUCAAUAAAUGCAAGGGAUUGCCUCUUGCUCUGAAAACAAUGGGUGGCUUAAUGAGUUCCAAACGAAGAGUACGGGAGUGGGAGGUCAUUGCAGAAAGCAAUAUUGGGGAUAAUGAUAGAGGCAAAGAUGAAAUAAUAUCCAUACUUAAAUUGAGCUACGAGCACUUAUCAUCUGAAAUGAAGCAAUGCUUUGCCAUCUGUGCAGUUUUCUCUAAGGGUUUUGAAAUGGAGAAAAGCAUGCUGAUCCAACUUUGGAUGGCAAAUGGUUUUGUUCAACAGGAAGAAGGGAUGAUGGAUUUGGAGCAGAGGGGUGAAUUUAUUUUUAGUGAGUUGGUUUGGAGAUCAUUUCUUCAAGAUGUUAAAAUAAAACCAUUUAAUCAUUCAGCCUCAAGGCAUGGGUUGAUUGGAUGUAGAAUGCACGAUUUAAUGCACGAUCUGGCAAAGGACGUUGCAGAUGAAUGUGCCACUAUAGAGGAGUUGCUUCAGCAUAAAGCAUUCAUAAAAGAUGUUAGCCACAUAAAAGUGUCAUCGGAUGAAUUGGAGUUAAGCAGUGGAUUGUUGAAAGGUACUGAUUCUCUCCGAACUUUAUUAUUACCACCAUCAGCACACAAGGAUCUUCAUAAGUUUAAACCGACGUUAUUAAGAGCCCUAAGUUGUGGCAGCCUCAGUAUUAUCCUUAACCAACACAUAAAUACAAAACAUUUACGAUAUCUUGACCUUUCACACUCUGAGAUUGCUCGAUUGCCAAAUUCAGUAUGCAAGUUGUAUAACUUACAGACCUUGAGGCUAAAUCACUGUCGCCGACUUCAGUAUUUACCUGAAGGCAUCACAACUAUGAGGAACCUUAAACAUCUCUAUCUUUUCGAGUGUGAUAAAUUGGAGCGGAUGCCACCAAAUAUUGGUCUUCUGUGCAACCUCCGGACAUUAACAACAUUUGUUGUGGACAUCGGAGAUGGCUACGGAAUUCAGGAACUCAAGGACCUAAAACACCUUGGCCACCGGUUGGAACUAUACAAUUUGAUAAAGAUAAAAAGUGGAGCAGAUGCAAAACAAGCAAAUAUUUAUCAAAAAAAUAACCUAAGUGAAGUCUCAUUAUGCUGGGGUCGUCGAAAAUUUAACGGGCCUCAAGAUGAUAUUGGUAACAUGGAAGAUGUGCUGGAGGCUCUUGCACCCCACAAUGAGCUCGUAGUGUUGGAGGUAUAUGGUUAUGGUGGCACCAAAUUUUCACCAUGGAUGGUAAACUCUCAGAUGUGCCAGUGCCUGAAAAAACUCAUAAUCUUCAACUGCCCAAGAUGUAACGAUGUGCCAAUAUCACAUCUGUUGGUCUCCCUCGAGUAUUUGUCCUUAGGUGGCAUGGAUAGUUUGACCACAUUAUGCAAGAUAAGUGACGCAGAAGUUGAAGCAUGCAGUACAUCCUUGCAGUUCUUCCCAAAGUUAAAAACAAUAUUCUUGGAGGACUUGCCACAGUUGGAGAUGUUGGCAGAAAACAGUGCAUGUGAGAUUUAUAGCUUGUUAAUAUUUCCCCAGCUCGAAGAGCUCAGUAUACACGAUUGUCGGAAGAUUUCAAGUGUUCCCAAUAGCCCAAAUCUAAAGAACCUGAGGAUAACAGAAUGUUGCAGUCUCCCAAUCAGCUCGCUCGCACAUCUGACAACGUUGUCUGAGCUCAGUUAUGACGGAAAAGGUUGCUGUUCUGCAGGCAUACCUUUGGGCUCUUGGCCCUCUCUUGUCAAAUUAUCAGUUAGCUCCUUGGCCUACAUGAUGAUGGUGCCUCCAGAAGAACAGCAAAUGCAUAUGCCCCUGAAAACCCUUCGGAGUAUAUGGCUGUCUGGUCCUAAUUGCUUUGAGACAACAUCCGUUUCGUCAAAAUUGUACUUGGGACCAUGGGGGUGCUUUGCGUUUGUGCAAGAAUUAUGUAUUUCUGAGUGCCAUGAACUUGUCUACUGGCCAGUGGACGAGUUCCGAAACUUGAUUUGCCUUCGUUUUCUGAGCAUUAGCUUUUGUGCUAACCUGGAGGGGAAGGGCUCGUCGUCUGAAGAAAUCCUUCCGCUGCCUCAGUUGGAGAUGUUAAGUAUUUACAAUUGUAGUUGUUUAUCAGCAAUUCCCAUGGUGCCUGAAUCCCUUGAGAAAUUGUUGAUAGGGGAAUGCGCAAGUUUGGUCUCAUUGCCUCCCAACCUGGGAAAUCUGGACAAACUGAGGGUGCUCCAGAUUCGGGGCUGCAAUGGCUUGAAAGAUUUGCCUGAUGACCUGACUCGUCUUGAGCAAUUGACUAUUGAGAGGUGUACAGGUGUAGAUAAAAUCCCGCAAGGUCUCCUGCAACAGCUCCCGGUACUCAAAUCCCUUGAAAUAGUUGGCUGCGAAGACUUGCAGAGAUAUCUGAUAGAAGGUGGGGAGUAUUUCAACUUGGUCUCCUCUAUUCCAUGUAAGGAUAUUCCAGCACCAGAAAAAAAGUCUAACAAAAAGAGCUUGGCGUUUUUAAAGAAGUUACUGCCGUCCUGCCCACUCUCAAGCUUCGACUGAGGUGCAUAUGCUCUAUUCCGUUAUCUCCUGCAAGGUCUGGAGGAAAAAUUCUCAAUGAGUCUUAUUCGAAGACGAUUGUAAGCAAAUGAACUUUACUUUCCACAGAAGUUCUGCCUUUUAACAGGAAGAAUGGUUUGCAUUGUCGGCCCAAAAGUGAGUGAUUAUGUCCAUCUGCCUUCUGUUUCCAUGCAAUUACAUUCAAGGAACUAUUGUCACGUGUACAAAUUGAUAACAAUUUGGUUCUUAGUAUGAACUAGAAGGAAAUACACGCCUUGGUUCACCGUAA
Molecule: messenger RNA, 4008 nt
Organism: Lolium perenne
Lineage: Eukaryota; Viridiplantae; Streptophyta; Magnoliopsida; Poales; Poaceae
Source: RefSeq, a predicted model, not a curated record